GCGCGAGGCCGCGGGCAGGGGGGCGGGGCGGCAGAGCUCGGUGCCCGGCCUGGAGGACAGCCGUGUCGGAGUCGGCGAUCGGUGGUCCGCGGCAACGCUGAGAGGCCGUACGGGACGCGGGCGCCGGAGCUCAGAGGUUGACUCUUCACCACACUGAAGCCAUUAGGAUUAACAGCAGAGGCUUCAGAGUUUCACCAGUAUUCAGGCCUAGAAAUUAUUUUAAAUGGCAACUGAUAUGUCUCAAGGUGAACUCCUCCAUCCUAAGGCACUCCCACUUAUAGUAGGAGCUCAGCUGAUCAGCGCGGACAAGUUAGGUGAGAAAGCAGAAGAUAGCACCAUGCCUAUACGUCGUCGAGCUGUGAAUUCUACCCGGGAAACUCCGCCCAAAAGCAAACUUGCUGAAGGGGAGGAAGAAAAACCAGAACCAGAUGGAAGUUCAGAGGAAUCUAUCUCUACUGUAGAAGAACAAGAGAAUGAGACCCCACCUGCUACAUCCAGUGAGGCAGAGCCGCCCAAGGGGGAGCCUGAGAGUGGAGAGAAGGAAGAGAACAAGUCUGCUGAGGAAACCAAAAAAGAUGAGAAGGAUCAGUCUAAAGAAAAGGAGAAGAAAGUGAAAAAAACAAUCCCUGCCUGGGCUACUCUCUCUGCCAGCCAGCUAGCCAGGGCCCAGAAACAAACACCGAUGGCUUCCUCCCCACGGCCCAAGAUGGAUGCAAUCUUAACUGAGGCCAUUAAGGCAUGCUUCCAGAAGAGUGGCGCAUCAGUGGUUGCUAUUCGAAAGUACAUCAUUCAUAAGUACCCUUCUCUGGAUCUGGAGAGAAGGGGCUAUCUGCUUAAGCAAGCACUGAAAAGAGAGUUAAACAGAGGAGUCAUCAAGCAGGUAAAAGGAAAAGGUGCAUCUGGCAGUUUUGUUGUGGUCCAAAAAUCAAAAACGCCUCAGAAAUCCAAAAACAGAAAGAAGAAGGGCUCUGCAGUGGAUCCAGAACCACAAGUAAAACUGGAAGAUGUUCUCCCAUUGGCUUUUACUCGACUCUGUGAACCUAAAGAAGCUUCCUACAGUCUCAUCAGGAAAUAUGUGUCUCAGUAUUAUCCUAAGCUUAGAGUGGACAUCAGGCCCCAGUUGUUGAAGAAUGCUCUGCAGAGAGCAGUAGAGAGAGGCCAGUUAGAGCAGAUAACUGGCAAAGGCGCUUCGGGAACAUUCCAGCUGAAGAAAUCGGGGGAGAAACCCCUGCUUGGUGGAAGCCUGAUGGAGUAUGCAAUCUUGUCUGCCAUUGCUGCCAUGAAUGAGCCGAAGACCUGCUCCACCACUGCUCUGAAGAAGUAUGUCCUGGAGAACCACCCAGGGACCAACUCAAACUAUCAAAUGCAUUUGCUGAAAAAAACUCUGCAGAAAUGUGAGAAGAACGGGUGGCUGGAGCAGAUCUCUGGGAAGGGGUUCAGUGGCACCUUCCAGCUGUGCUUCCCCUAUUACCCCAGCCCAGGAGUUCUGUUUCCAAAGAAAGAGUCAGAUGGCUCUGAGGAUGAAGAUGAGGAUGAAGAUGAAUCAUCAGAAGACUCCGAGGAUGAAGAACCACCACCCAAGAGGAGCUUACAGAAAAAAACACCAGCCAAGUCCCAAGGGAAGAUGGCAUCCACAAAACAGAGAGGGGCUAAGCCUGCGCGUAAAGUCCCUGCUGCCCAGAGGGGGAAAGUGAGGCCGCUGCCUAAGAAAGCUCCAGCCAAGGCCAAGACUCCUGCCAGGAAAGCCAGACCCUCACCCUCAGUCAUCAAGAAGCCUAGUGGGAGCUCCUCCAAAAAGCCCAUAGCCAAUGCAAGAAAGGAAGCGAAACUACCCAGUAAGGGCAGAUCUGCCAUGAAGAAGUCUUUCAAGACAAAAAAGUAAAUUUUAUAGGAAAAAGGGUAUCAUGAUUGAAUUCAAAAUCUUAUUUUAUAAGGUCAGUGUGCAUUUGUUUUAGUUAUAAUGCUUUUAAUUUUUACUUUUUUCUUCCCAUAUGAGCAUUGUGGGAAGGAGUGCAAACAAACCAGUGUAGACAUUUGUUAGCUUAGGCGCUGUCUCAGUGCCUGCCUCUUCAUUGUUUUAAUUUUUGCCAUAAUCCUGGACGUCACUGAACUAUGUAACUGCCCUGCUUCCUUUGUUCAUCCUAACCCCAACUCUCAUUCUCUCUUUUUGUGAUCUGAUUUGGGGUAAUUUUUUUCCUCCUUCAAGUUAAUCUGAACAAUUACAAAGAUGUAUUUGUAGUGAGCACCUACAGGUCUGGUGCUGGAAGUAAAGAUGAAGCAGAAGCACUGUAGAAAGACACUGCUUCCUGCCUGGAGACUUGCUAGUGCUGGGUGGUUAACCCUGCCUGUCAAUCACUCCACUGACCAGUCUCCAGCUUGAGCCGGGGACAUUUAAACUUGGGAAAGAAGCCCCAGUCUCUGCGAUCCCAUAGAUUCUGAAGAUCUCCUCUCCUUUGGUCACUCUGACCAAUUGCCAAGCACGCUUUGCUGCCCAGAGCAUUGUUCCCUUAACAGCAAGCACAAGUUGUCUGCACCACUUGGUUUUGGACUGAAGGGGAAGUACAGGAAUACAUGGAAUCUGAUUUCUGGUGUUGCUUAUUACCAAAAAUGACAGAAUAUUCUUGAUCAAAUGUCUAGAUAUAUUUUUAAUAUUUGGGGCAUGAGUUGUCCCUGUUUGAGAGUCCCAUUACUAAUGUAGAAAUGAUAAAUGAUAAGACAGAAUUUGCUAAAAUGACCAGUUUUCAGAUUCACCUGUGCGUGUGCCCCAACUCCCACCCCACCCCAUUCUUUCCAUAGAACUUUUGAUAUCGGGUGAACGGUUUCCUUUUUGAGAUAUUUUAACAGAAGAGAGGAGGGAGAAAAGCAAGUGAAGCUGUACUACCUGGCCCUCUUCUUAUUUGUAUUUGUUUAGAGUUGUGAGGUUGUGUAAAAUAGUACUAGCUUCCUACUUGAGAACUACAGUUUCUGCUUAUCAUUUCUUCUUCCCUGUGGCACUUAAUAUUUUAAUUGUCUUAUGCUUUUUGAUGUAUCUAUCCUCUGGCUGCCAGAGGAGGAGGUGUGUGUUUGAGACUCAUUCCACUUGACGUGUCUCCUGGGACCCACAGCUGCACAUGGCUGGGAAUGGACGGAAGGGAAUGGGCUGCAGUGCUGGCUCCUACCUGGGAGGUCCCAUCAUGAGGCAUUGGGAUUGGUGUUGCAUGGAAGGCAAUCUUUCCUGUUGUAAAUCUUCCUUUUUUAUGUACAUAUAUUUUGAAAAAUAUGAAUAAACAUAAAAUUUUAAAAGCUGCUGAACUACAACUUAGUUGAAAAGUU
Molecule: messenger RNA, 3312 nt
Organism: Arvicanthis niloticus (Nile rat)
Lineage: Eukaryota; Metazoa; Chordata; Mammalia; Rodentia; Muridae
Gene: Hp1bp3
Product: heterochromatin protein 1 binding protein 3
Biological process (GO): heterochromatin organization; nucleosome assembly
Cellular component (GO): nucleus; chromosome; nucleosome
Molecular function (GO): nucleosome binding; DNA binding; structural constituent of chromatin
Source: RefSeq, a predicted model, not a curated record